CCAAUGUGAUACGUGAUAUCUUUUUGUAUUAACGAUGCGGUUUUUGUUUGCGUUUUUUUCUUAAAAAUUUUUGAAGAAAUCGGUACGCCAAUGAUAUUCAGGACCACAGGUGCGUCAUUAUUAGUGAUUUUCUUCAUUCAUUAGCAUGCAAACUUCUGUUGUUUUCCUCGUGACGGGAAUGUGGUUCUGAAAUAUUUAUUUCAGAGACAAUAGAUUCGGAUGUAAAUUGCGGUAGUAGUACUUCGCGCACAUCGAACAAAUAAUAUAAAAGGACGAGACUAGUUUUAAUUAGAAGGACUACUUAUUUCGCUUUAACAAUUAACUGAACUGAUCCGACAUGAAGAUGUACGCUGUAUUAGCUAUUUUACAAAUUUUCGUGGUUUGUGCCUUUUCGACGACAGUAUUACCCUCCUACAUAAAACCAUGUUCACGAAGCGACCCAAAUUUCGAUAAAUGUUGUUUGGAACACGGCAUAAAAGCUCUGCCCUACAUUUUUAAGGGCGACCGAAAGAUGGGCAUUCCAAAUAUGUUACCUUUGGUUAUUCCUCAAAUCGACGUCAAGGCAGGAAAUAACUUGAAGAUAUAUUUAAAGCAUGUGCACGUUUUUGGUUUGGACACAACCAUAUUGAAGGAUGUUAAAAUAGAUAUAGAUCAUUCAACAAUUAAAUUGGACGUUGACAUUCCAAUGCUUGAUUUGAGAGGUAAAUACGAAAUUGAAGGACAUAUUAUGGUACUUCCCAUCCGAGGCAAGGGGGAUAUGAACAUCACGGCACUUGGUGGACAAUAUUCCUACAAUUUAGAAUACGGCAUCGAAAAUAUUAACGGUUUGGAUUACCUGCAACUGACAGACAAAGACAAACUCGACUUUAAACUGGAAGGCGUCAAGUUCAACUUGGACAAUCUUUUUGACGGAGACAAAAUUAUGGGUGACCAAAUGAACUUGUUCCUGAACGAAAAUUGGAGAGAUGUUUUGGAUGAGUUUGGCUUAACCAUCAGUGAAACCGUUCGAUCUGUAGGAAAAUCUAUAGCUUCUGCAUACUUCAAGAAAGUUCCCUAUCAUACGCUAAUUUUAGAUUAAAAAUUGAAUUAUUGAUUGUUACCAUGUGUAGAUAUUAUUUUAAUUAUUAAACGUUGGA
Psylliodes chrysocephalus is the source of this 1136-nucleotide messenger RNA. NCBI's taxonomy places the organism in Eukaryota, Metazoa, Arthropoda, Insecta, Coleoptera, Chrysomelidae. The record is from the annotation of a GenBank genome assembly.